GGAUCCACCGCCGUGACUUCCGUGUUGUUAACCAGGCACAGCUAAACGAUUACUAGGCCCGGUUUAUUAUCUGUAGAGUCUAAAAACAGUAAGAAACCGGGUGGAUUAUCGUUAACGCGGCACCUGAAACCUUUCUAGUCCAGUACUCAGAUUUUGAGAUCACGUGCAGGUCACACUGGAUGGCCAAGGUGGUAACAGUCAGGGCCAGCUGUUAACAUUGUUUGGGCCUGUACAUGUAACAUCAGUCCAUAAUGGCCAGCCACUUCCGUAGCUACAUCUGGGACCCGGUCCUCAUUGUGAGUCAGAUUGUGUUGAUGCAGUGCAUCUAUUACAGCUUCUUGGGCCUGUGGUUAGCAGGAGUGGACAGUCUGGUGCAGAGUAGUCGGUCACUGGACCAGAUCUUCAGCUAUGAGGUCCUUGGGUUUGCAACAAUGCAGGGCAGGCUCUCAAUGAUGGCAUUCAUCUUGAACUCUCUCACCUGCGCCCUGGGCCUGUGGUUCUUCAUCCGCCGAGGGAAGCAGUGCCUGGACUUCACAGUUACUGUGCACUUCUUUCAUAUGAUUGGCUGCUGGAUCUAUAAUGCUCAUCUUCCAGUGGCCCUGUCCUGGUGGCUCGUCAAUGUAGCCUGCAUGGCAUUGAUGGCUGUAAUCGGAGAGUACUUGUGCAUGCGGACUGAGCUCAGGGCCAUUCCAGUCAAUACUGGACCCAAAUCUAACCUGUGAAUUGUUGCCGACACCAGACUCAAAGUCUGCGGACGUUUAACCCCUGAUGAACUCGCUCAGAGAAGGUUUUUUUUCACUGUUAGCAAAAGAAAUGGAGCACAAACCUCCAUCAACGUAGAUGUUGGAUUGUCAUCCAUCUGCUCUUCAAAUGACACAUCAGAUGAACUGAUCUAUUUAUUCAUAGCUGUCUGUUUAAUGUGGGGCAGUAUUAAUUCUGUAGCAUAUUAAGAUACAUGUUUUCUUGCUGAUAAAAGCAGGCGUCAGUUUACACCUUUCUCUGAACCUGUACAUUUUAUUCUUCAUAAUUGGAUUUUUGUGUUCAUGUUAAGAACAUAAGCAAGGACAUACAGUCUCCUACUUUUAAGUUUUGGGGUAAUUCUUCUUUUUUUCGGGCUUGUGCAUGUCUUCAUUUGAAUUGAAACUUCAGAGCAGAUAGAAAUGGUCUUAAAAGGCAGCAGGAGAGCAACAACAGUGACAUUUUCCCCUCUAUUUGUGUUGAUAUAGUUACAGGCUGGCUGGGUUGGCAAACAAACAUGCUCAUGUUACAGGAUAUUAAGGUUUUAAGAUGUGAAUGUUCCAGUCACAUCUUAAUGCAAUUUAGAGAUGGCAAUGUUCAGAGUCACCUGUUGCAUCUUUUAUUAUGUGUUUUUACAGUUGCAUCAAAGUUAAAUGUUGUGUAAUAAGUUCAGUGUUCAAACAGGUAGACUAUAGUUCCCUGACAAAAUACUCAAUCAUUGUGUCUAUCCAAAUGUAGGAAUCCUUAAUAAUCUCAACACACAGUCACAUAUAUAAAAUCAGGCUUAUUUUUACCUUCCUGGGUUACAUUUCUACUUUCAGCUUCACAGUGCUCGGUUUAGGCCUCUGUUGUCAAGCUUGUACAGCAUUUUGCACAGCUAAUGUUAUUUGUUUCCGUUUCUUUAUGUUAUGAUGUAUUAUGCAGACUCAGUGGCCACUUUGGGGAGAGUUUGUCAGCCACCAGCUGUGUUCUGACAGCAGACUGUGUCUGUGUUUCUGAAAACACUAUUACUGUUUGUGGGGACGUGAUGUGACAAGUACUAAAAUGUGCAGCACUGAUGGUUUCUGGAACAUUGUCAGCUUUGUCACUCAGCGGUGGCUUUUAAUCAAAUGCGUAUUGUUACAGUAUUACAGAUCCUGUAACACUUGUAUCCUUUUAUUCUGUGUGGUGACUGUAAGAUCAACCUUUGCAGCUCUGAUGGUGUGGAAUAUGCAGUGCGUAGGUUUGAAUUUAGGUUUCUUAAGUUUAUUGUAAGCACAUCAUUAUGCAGAGGGUGACUUGUUAAAGUUGUACAAUAGUGCUGCACAGAUGAUGUUAAUUUGUAGGCCAACGUGCCGGUUAGCAUUGCCCUGGUUUCCUCAUGAAAAAGUCAAUUUUUUUUUAUCAGUUCAGUGCAGAAAGUAAGCUCUGUGGCAAGUAAACAUUUAUGAUACUUACAUGUUUGGUUCAGCAAGAUAAUCUUCACAAAUUAACAUCUGCCCCCCACCUAAUUUUGAAGAGUAAACGCAAUCGCCAGAAGUAAAAAGUUAACGUUAGGCUACAAACAAAUUACACUACAAUUGCAUGCCACCACAACGAGGCUGUAAAACUGCGCUCAGCAUGACGACGUUCUGUAGUGUCAUUUAGCCAUUUGUUAGCAACAAUCUUUUUUAAGAUGCGUAGAAGCUUAAAAAUUCACAAAUGAGAUUUUUACUGAUAUACUAAUAUUUUAUAUUGUAGAACAAAACAUUGAAAUCUCUUGUGUUAAGCACAGACCUUAUUUUAGGCAUCUAACCAAAAACCCACUGACUCUGAGAGGAGGGUAAAAUGCUAACUCAUUUCUGGGAUUUAUGAUUCAUUCCUGCUCCACUGUAGUUGUACAUUAUGGGAAAUACACUUAUUUGCUUUCUUGCUGAGAGUUAGAUCAAUACCACGCUCAUGUCUGUCCAUUAAAUAUGAAGCUUCAUUCAGCAAGUAGUUUGCUUAGCUUAGACUGGAAACUCAUGAAAAGCUAACCUGUUGUCCAGAGGUGACGAAAUUAAACCCAGCACCUCACGAAUUAACACGUUAUAUCUGAUCUGAUGAUUAAAACUAAAGGGUAAGAAUGAGAAGUUGUGGUUUUACUGGAGUUAUGUGCUUAGCUGGGCUGGGUGCAGAGACCUGAGACCUCUUGGAGUCCAGUUGGCAUCCGCAACUUCUCUUGGUUUAUCUUACAGAGUAUGCAAGAGUUAAUGUAUUAAUGAGCUGUAGAGGUGCUUUGGACAAAGCCAGACUAGCUGUUUCCCCCAUUUCCACUCUUUACGGUAAGCUAAGCUAACUGGUCGCUAGCUUGAGCUUUAUAUUUACCACACAAACAUGAGUGGUAUCGGUCCUCUUGUCUCUCAGCAAGACAGUGAAUAAGUGUAUAUCCCAAAAUAUUGAACUGUUCCUUUAAGUUACGUUCAAGCCCAUGAGUACUCUGUCUAAACCAGUGUCACCUAUGAUUUGAUUAUUUCCCACUACAGCUGCUCUGAGAGUUUCCACAUGCAAUACCACCUUUGUAUUCUUUAACAUAGUUUUUAUAAUGUAUUUAAAUACAAAGAGCUCGAGAGAUGGACCUAUUCAUGUGAUUAAAUUCUCUGACUUGUUUCUAGUGCAGAAACAUCACAGACAAGGUGUACAUAUUUUUUUCUCCUCUGUGAAGGUUUAAAAAAAGGGGGUGUUGGCACCAGCAUCAGUGAGUUAUGGUACAAUGCCAGUGCUUUUGUGCAUAUGCUGUUUAAUAAAACACUAGCAGCUCAUAUGGAAACAUGUAAAUCUCAGUGCGGAAACUGCAGGUGAGAAAAUAAUUGGCCGUUCCGCUUCAGAUGUCAAGGAUAGGUCUUCUAAUGAGGGGCACACCACGAGCGUGUCUUUAGAUCUCUGAAAGUUUUCCACCCUGGGCCCUGAUCCCUCAUUUUCUCCAACCACUGCCUCUUCUGGAAGUGUCCAGGUGGAAAGGAGCAGAUGGGAGAGCACUAACGAGUUGAAAAACACUGGUUGCGGUGCUCAUUACCAACACUUGGCUUCAGGGAGGGCUAAAAACAGAAACUCUAUUCUCUAUUAUAGUAAAAGAGUCAUACAGCAGAGGACUUACUGCAUCGAUUAAAGGCUCUGCUGUUCCAACACCUUGUGUUUCCAGAUCUUUGCUAUCCGUUAUUUUGCUGACGGUGAUGUACACACACACUGUUUGUUUUAAACAUGGUGCUUUAUUAUUACAAACACAUUACUUUGCCAUAUAUUGCUUUAUACAGUCUUGUAAAUAGUGUGCUUUUCUAUCAGUAAACUGAAAAAACCCA
This is a messenger RNA of Epinephelus lanceolatus (giant grouper), 4034 nucleotides long. RefSeq names its product SYS1 golgi trafficking protein (gene sys1). Gene Ontology annotation, biological process: Golgi to endosome transport; Golgi to plasma membrane protein transport; protein localization to Golgi apparatus. Gene Ontology annotation, cellular component: Golgi membrane; trans-Golgi network. The record is from RefSeq and is a predicted model, not a curated record. Lineage: Eukaryota; Metazoa; Chordata; Actinopteri; Perciformes; Serranidae.